Messenger RNA from Daldinia decipiens, 2453 nucleotides. RefSeq lists its product as uncharacterized. The transcript has a single exon. NCBI's taxonomy places the organism in Eukaryota, Fungi, Ascomycota, Sordariomycetes, Xylariales, Hypoxylaceae. Bases 635 to 1876 code for a protein of 413 amino acids. The record is from RefSeq and is a predicted model, not a curated record.
UGUACUUUGCGCCGAUUGGUUGAUAGGUAACUGUUAAUGACAGCUUAUCCCAAAUCCAAAUUCCCCUACACCAUCAACCCAUCAGCCAUCAGCCAUCAGCCAUCAGUCAAUUCAUCCCAUUGCUGAAACCUGAACAGACUACCUCUGUGCAGUGCAGUGAGGUGCAGUGCAAAUCACAUUCACUUUGUCAUUUAUCUUACCGUCUCGUAUUAUAUAACAAGAUUUUCUUCCGUUCAGAAAAAAAGAAGAAAAGAAAAAAGGAAAACCGUGUUAUUUCAUAAAAUCGGCACUGAAUCAUCUGUUGUUUCUGGUUCAGCUGAGAAGCUUGCAUCGUUCAAUGUUCAUCCUUCGUCCCCAGCUGCAUUACUUCCACACUCUUUCUUAACUGGUAUUAUAAAUAUACAGUGCACUGCUCGACAUAAUCGGCGCACUACCUUCCCUCACUGGUUUAGCCCCCCCAAAGAUCUACGUACAAUUAGUAUCUUGCGAAGCACGUCCACGCACAAUUGAGCAUCGUUGAGACACCUUCGCAUCGAGGCACUUGGUGCUGCCAUCAAUCUCCUUUACCUCCACUGUUACUUCCACCUAGUCGGCAAAUCUCACAGAGGAGCGCCCUCUACAAUUCCAAUUCAUAAUGGAUAUUUCCACUAGCCACUCAACCCUCACCACUAUUGGCGGAUGGGUGGUCAUUUUGGCGAUCAGCGGAGCUAUCUGGUAUCGGAACCAGCAAAAGAAGACUCAGAGGACCAUUCGCCGCGGCUCCUUCACCAAGCAAUCGGGGAAACAAAUCGAUACCGAUCUAGUAAACGAUACCAAGAAGAAGGUUGAAAAGGUUUCGAAGCCCAAGCCUAAGCCGAAAGCUCCAACGACCACAUCGAACGAACCCACUACACCUAAUGUCAAUUUCAAUCGAGACGAGGACGAAGCUGCUGGCAAGAAAGCCGACCGUGAAUUUGCCCGUCAAUUAUCCAGUACCCACGCAGGAACCAAGUUCAGCACUAAGAAGUCUGACGAUAAGAAGCAGAAGUCUGUCAAGCAGUCCAAAGCUCAAGAGCUUCCGGAUGCAUCAGCUGGAAAGGCAUCUGUCCCAUCCUCCCACGCGGGCGAUGCUGAUGAUGAUCUAUCGUCACAAGCUUCUCCUGUAGUUGGGGCCGCUGACAGCCGUGAUGUAUCCGAUAUGCUCGAGCCUGUCGCAUCUGGCCCUUCCGUCCUCCGUCUUACUGACGUCGAUUCUGUGAAGCCUAAAGAGCGAAAGCAAAAGGCACCCGAAGUUGUUGAGACGAAGAAGCAACGCCAGAACCGAAAGAAGGCCGAGGCUGCUAAGGCUGCCCGUGAGGAAGAGGAAAAGGAGCGCAAGGUUAAGCUGGAGCAACAGAGACGAACUGCUCGUAUUGCCGAGGGACGACCCGCUAAGGACGGCUCGAGCUUCACAGCCAGUGCCCAAAAUGCCUGGAAUGAAAAAUCCACCACCAAAAACAGCACGGUCCAACCCCUUGACACUUUCGAGCAACAAGCCAAGGUUGAACCCACAAAGCCGAGCACUGUGAGCGCUGCCGGAACCACUAAGAAGUCCGACCCCUGGUUGUCCGGCAUGCCUUCGGAGGAAGAGCAGAUGGAGCUACUCCGCCAAGAGGAUUCGUGGAACGAGGUCAAGACCAAAAAGAAGGGAAAGAAGAAGGAUGCCUCCGCUGAUGUGUCGGCUUCCUCUGCUCCGGCUACCAACGGUCGUAGCGCCACAAGUACCCCCACUGUCAAGGCCCCGGCUCCGGUCAAUGGCACCAAGAAGCCGAUCCUGACCAGCAGCAACUCUUCUUUUGCUGCCCUGACUCCCGAGGAGACAGAUGAUAUUGAUGAAGAAAAAGAAUGGGACGUAUGAUAUGUUAAGAAUAUCAUAUCGUGGAUGUCUCAGGGGCGUCCAUCUUUACUUCUUUAUACAUUUUUGUCUGCUGUGAAUAUUGCAUAGACUCGACCACCACUACUACCACACCACACCUUCUUCCCCGCCAACGGUCAAUAUUGCUGUUGUACAGUAUUCUCCUCAACACAUCACGCCGUAUCGAAUCCCAUUAUGCACAUGGACAUCGAGUAUUGCCUAUGAAAAAAAAAACGGGCUUGGACUUGGAUUGCAAGACGGACGUUCCUCUUGCCAUUUCCCUGAGAAAACGCAGAAUUAGUCGUCCUUGCUUUGUAUUAGUGACUUAUGAUUUUCCUUUCCUGAUAAUUGCAGCUCGUUGUUAUACAGACGUACAGAAUUACCCGUUGCCUGACGAUUACGACUCGUAGCCGGAGCCUGUACCAAUGUUUUGAAGUCCACUAUAGGGGACGGAUACUGGGCGUUGUUAUUUCUUAGUUGUAGUGGCUAUAGAUUCAAAUAGCUCAAUGAAUGCGUACCUUACUUUCCUUUUCUCUGUGCUCGUGUUGUUUUGAUAGUAUGAAUACAAACGAUACCUACC